Messenger RNA from Anastrepha ludens (Mexican fruit fly), 1624 nucleotides. Its product is annotated as alpha-(1,3)-fucosyltransferase C-like. The coding region runs from base 50 to 1363 and encodes 437 amino acids. Gene Ontology annotation, cellular component: membrane. The record is from RefSeq and is a predicted model, not a curated record. The transcript has 2 exons. Lineage: Eukaryota; Metazoa; Arthropoda; Insecta; Diptera; Tephritidae. Gene Ontology annotation, molecular function: alpha-(1->3)-fucosyltransferase activity.
UACGCUCACAAAUAUUCAGUCGUUCGAAAGAAGUCUUCGCUUGUGUACUAUGUAUAAGUACAGCAUCGUGACAAUGUCAGACGCCGAUUCGGAGUCGGAAUUUUUGGAUAAUUCAAAAAAGCCCAAAUUGAGGAAAAUUAAACGUAAACGGAUGAGUAAAAGUAAAAGAAAAAAUAAUUUUCAAGUCACUCAUAGGCGUAAAAGUUACAUUUGGAUUGGUGUCCUACUACUGGUGGCUGUAAUAGUGAUUAUUUACUUCGCAUCAAUCUACAAUACCCAUCAAACUCGUAGACCGUAUACGCCUUCAAAGAGGCAAAAAAAGUCUAUUCUUAUAUUGAAUUGGCGUGAUGAAAAAGUGCCGCGUCCAUGGAGCAGAAAUUGCACCAUCGACAUAGUAAAUACUAACAAACCGUCCAGAGCACUGAAGCGGCAUAAAAAUUAUGAAGCUGUUAUUAUGAAUUCAACAGCUGAAAAUGUACUAUUCGGAUCCGAGUUAAUUCCCUAUCACAUGAAUUCCCAACUUCUUAUAUUUGCCACACAAAAACCGUUACAGUUUGAGAAUCGUACAUCGUUGGAACAUUCCAACUUUGGAGUGUACAAUAAAUCAAUGUCAUACUCACUGAAAUCAGAUUUUAUAUGGCAUUCGUAUAAAAUAGUGAGGAAAAAUGAUUCGAAGAUUGUUGCGCCUGCAUUAAAAACGCAGUGGGACGGGCCGCAAGAGAAAUUUCGGAAAGAGCACAUGAUGGAAUUCUUUCUCGGAGAAGUGAAAGAAUCAUCGCAUUUAGCCUUAACUGUGUUGAAUAGGCCAUGUCAGCCAGCGCGCAAUGAGUUGGUGCGACGUAUACAAGAAAAUAUUGAUGUCCAUACGUAUGGCGAAUGUGGAGUAUAUAACUGUUCAGGUGAGACUAGUUGCCGUUUCCUACCAAAUCGUCGAGCAAAUAGAACUUAUAAAUUCUACUUGGCUUUCGAGGAGGAGCUUUGCAUGGAUUAUGUUGGUGAAAAUUUUUACAAAGCCUUGGGUGGACGAAUAGUGCCAGUCGUAUUUGGCGGUGCUAAUUAUGAACGUUUCGCUCCACCGCAAUCAUACAUAAAUGCUCGAGAUUUUGCAAGUAUUCGCGACUUAACAGAAUACUUGGUUUACCUGGAUCAACACCCCGAGGAACACGUCAAAUAUUUUACAUGGCACGAGAAAUAUAUAAUUCAAGAAUCACCUUUUGACGUGGAGGAAAUUUGCGAUUUUUUGCAAACUGCGGAUAGCCAAAACACGUUUAACAGCAGUUUGGAAGGGCCUGGGCGAAUUCUAAGUUGGUUGAAUGAAAAUAAAUGUGAGCCAUAUGAAUUGCCCCCUGCAUGGCUUUCCUAAGCCAACAAAUCGAUGAUAAUUUUUAUAAUAUCAUUACAUUGUACACAUUUGUAUAUUCGGACACACAAAGUACAUAUUUAAGCGUAUAUGUAUAAGAAUAUGAUAAGCUUUACAAUAACUUAAUGGUAAUCGCUAAUAAUAAGUGAGAUAAGAUUAGUGAAUACGACUUUUUUCUAGAUAUAAGUAUGUGUGCAUAGUUAGAGAGACAUUUACCAUAUAUGUACAAUAUAUAUUUUAUAUUUUAUAGAGUUAAUAAUCUUA